Molecule: messenger RNA, 231 nt
Organism: Acanthoscelides obtectus
Lineage: Eukaryota; Metazoa; Arthropoda; Insecta; Coleoptera; Chrysomelidae
Source: the annotation of a GenBank genome assembly
AUGAGAACAGGCGCCUCCUCAUCUGACCCUGAAUCACUCGCAUAUGCUCCCAUUAAACCGCUCAGGGCAUUGUUAAGCUUCAACACGGUACCACCAGAAGCGGCAAUUAUAGCAUUGUUAUCGUUGAUAGACAAUUUUCAAAGACAAUGGGACGUCGGAAGUGCAUUCUUUGUGGAGUUAGCAGUGAAAAAACUGAGGCAACCUUCCACAGAUGCCCAUGAUAAAUAUUGA